Molecule: messenger RNA, 1032 nt
Organism: Punctularia strigosozonata HHB-11173 SS5
Lineage: Eukaryota; Fungi; Basidiomycota; Agaricomycetes; Corticiales; Punctulariaceae
Product: DNA glycosylase
Exons: 6
Coding region: 1-1032 (343 amino acids)
Biological process (GO): base-excision repair; base-excision repair, AP site formation; nucleotide-excision repair
Cellular component (GO): nucleus
Molecular function (GO): oxidized pyrimidine nucleobase lesion DNA N-glycosylase activity; DNA binding; DNA-(apurinic or apyrimidinic site) endonuclease activity
Source: RefSeq, a predicted model, not a curated record
AUGCUUGACGUGGAGGAUGCUGUUUCUGGACCCUCUAGAAAGAGACGUGCUUCGAAUGUCAAAAGGAAGAGGUCUUCACUAGAUGAUGUAGCCGUUUCUGUGGCGGACCAGGACCGCAAGCCUACCUCGACUUCUCCACGGAAGAAGGCUAAGCCGGUCCCUCAAUCGCUAGAGGUUCCUCAUCCCGCUCCCGCCAACUGGGAGGAAACAUACAAUACCAUACGACAAAUGCGCGCAAAGAUCACAGCACCAGUAGAUACGAUGGGAUGUGAACGCGCACAAGACGAAGAGAAGGACGCGAAGAGUCAACGGUUUUCGACACUCGUAUCGUUGAUGCUUUCCUCGCAAACCAAGGACGAAGUCACCGAUGCCGCCGUUAAGAAACUGCGCGCGGCUCUUGGCGGGAGCAUCACGAUUGACGCAGUCAUAGGCGCUGCCGAGGACCUCGUAUCCGACGCGAUCAACAAGGUCGGCUUCUGGAGGCGAAAGACCACAUAUAUCAAGAAAGCUGCUCAAAUGCUUAAGGACGAGUUCAAUGGGGAUGUGCCCAAGACCGUUGACGAGUUGUGUUCACUGCCAGGCGUCGGGCCGAAAAUGGCGUUCCUCGCCCUGCAAGUGGCGUGGAAACUGAACUCCGGUAUAGGGGUAGACGUUCAUGUGCAUCGCAUCACGAAUAGACUUGGAUGGCACAAACCGCCAACUAAGAAUCCCGAAGAGACGAGCAGGCUCAAUCUACAGUCAUGGCUGCCCAAGGAGCUACACCCAGAGAUCAAUCAUAUGCUUGUAGGGUUCGGUCAGACGGUGUGCCUACCGAUCGGUCCUCGCUGCGAUCUGUGCGAGUUACCCGGGAAGAAUCUCUGUCCGAGCGCACGGAAGGUCGUGAAUGUGAAAAUGAGGAAAGUACUUGCGAUGAAAUCAGAUCUCGACAGCGCGACUCCUCAGGUGACAAUAGCGGUGGAAGAGGACACUGUCGCACCAUCACCGAUCGCGUGCAAGGAGGAUCCUGACGAACCUCAGGGACGGGCGCGCUAG